This is a messenger RNA of Arachis ipaensis, 444 nucleotides long. NCBI's taxonomy places the organism in Eukaryota, Viridiplantae, Streptophyta, Magnoliopsida, Fabales, Fabaceae. The record is from RefSeq and is a predicted model, not a curated record.
AUGAUAUCUGAAACUGUAUCUGAAGUUCAUUUGUUAAGUGGGUGUGCAGACCUUGACUAUGCUCUUCGUAGGGAAGAGCCUCCGACACCUACUGAUGCUAGUUCUCGAGCCGAGGUAUCAUUAUAUGAACGGUGGGAGAAAUCCAACCGUUUAAGUAUGAUGUUCAUUAAGUCUCGUAUCUCAGCUAGUAUCCGAGGUUCGAUUCCUGAUUGCGGGAAUGUCAAGGAUUAUAUGAAAGCUAUUGAUGAACAGUUUGAGUCUUCUAGUAAGGCACUUGCAAGCACCCUAAUGGCACAAUUGUUAUCCAUAAGGUUGAGAGACAUUGCAGCACAACUGAAAGCCUUAGAGGUUGAGAUCUCUGACUCAUUUCUGGGUUUCAUAAGGAAAAGGAAACUGAUAGGAAGUGAACUGAGCAUCUAUAUGGGCAAUCGAAUUCACGUGUAG